ACGGCAGGAGGAAGAGGAAACAUAAAAAUGUGAACACUGCGGUGAGCCGCGAUGCGACCGGUUCGGUAUCCUCAGCCGCGACGUGACGACGGCACACCAGUGCCCCGCCAGUGGUGACGUACGCUAAACGUGUCUCUCGUUCUCUACGUUACCUGUAUACUGUUUUCGCGAGAUCUUCGAACUGCGCACGAUCAAAAUAUUUUUAAUAAAUCGUCUGUUCGUCGUUUCCUCCAUUCCGUUUUGCCCAAUAGAACAUGUGCCGCCGCCGCCGACGACGACGACGACCACGGUAGAUAAACAGAUCUGGACUGCUCUUGAUACUUUAAGGAGACCGCGGCGUACCGUUCGUCGCCGCGGACCGUCGUUGUCGCCGAUCGCACAUUUCGUAUUCCUCUGCAAUGGCUCGUGACGUGAUCGCGCACGACGUGGACUUACCGUCGUUGGAGUACGAUGACGAGGAGACUGCUUAUAUGGCCACCGAGACGCCCAGCUUUGACCCUGACGAUGCAUCGUUGGGCAGCACGUUCGUCAUACUCGACGAAGACCCCGUGUCUGACCCCGAAGAUGACUACGAUGACGUAGCCCCGUUGGUCACCGGUAGCGUAAACCGAACGCUGGCUUCUGCGACCGAUCCGUUGUCGUCGAACUCCCCUGCCGCCGGCAAGACAAAGUUUUUGGACAGGAUCAAAGAGCACAAAAGCUAUCAGAAGUUAGCGAGGAUCGUCAAGAAAAAAGGCGAAGAACCUCCAGUAAUCAUGUCACCAGAUUCGGGAAUCAAUGAAUUGCAAGGUCUUAGCCUUGAAGAGCAAGAAAAACAGAAAGAAGAAUGGCAACAAGAGUUAAACAAGGUAGAAGAAGAAAUCAAGACGCUGCGUGAAGUACUUGGAUCCAAGGUGAAAGCAUCCCAAGAGCUUAGGCGCAAGCUCGGCUAUACUGUUUGGCAAGAGAUUAGUGAAGAUGUGUCGCAAAGCUUAAGAAACGUGAAAGAGUCUAAUGUUUACCAAAAUGUAGAAGACAAAUUUACACAAAUUGGAAAAGCUGUUGUUGACGCACCUAUAUUCAACUUUUCUUUACCAGACUCCGGCGACAUGCGUACCCCAACCAGGAAUAUGGUUCUUAAACACUGUUACCAAAAUGUAGAAGGCAAGGUUAAGCAGUUUGGAACAGCAGUUGCCGAAACGCCUAUUUAUCAAAAAACUGAAUCCGUUGUUAAAACAACUGCAGAAAAAGCUACAACAAUAUUUGGAGGAUUUGGUAGUGGUCUAACUACUAAGCUCGGUCAAAUCAAAAAUUCUGAAUCAUUUCGUUCUUUCGAAGAAAAAGUGGGCUCAGCCUUGGAAAAUGUUAAGACAAAAGUGGCAUCUAGAUCCAACUCAAUGCAAAACUUUGAUGAGAUAUUGGAGGAAGAAACUCGUUUGGCUAAUGAAGAAAAACGUACACGAGAAGAACGUGAGGCAGCAACAAAAUAAAUAUUUACUUUUGUAAACUAUCUCUUUCUUGUACUUGAAUAUUUAUUAAAAUCGUGCAAUUUUGGUCACUUAAGUACAGAAUUUACCUUAAAC
Molecule: messenger RNA, 1562 nt
Organism: Sipha flava (yellow sugarcane aphid)
Lineage: Eukaryota; Metazoa; Arthropoda; Insecta; Hemiptera; Aphididae
Product: tumor protein D52
Exons: 7
Coding region: 399-1469 (356 amino acids)
Cellular component (GO): cytoplasm
Source: RefSeq, a predicted model, not a curated record